AUGAGCUCACCUGAAAGCAGAAACAAGCAUCGGCGGUCCCACCGAAAGUCCAGGCUGGGCUGUCAACAGUGCAAAAGGAGGAAGAUCAAAUGCGAUGAAGCCAGACCUUCCUGUCUCAAUUGUGUCCGCAGGGAUGAAGACUGCAGCUUCGCACUCGAGCCUGAGGACCGAGGGUCGCGAUCUGAAGGUUGCAGUUGCAAAUGCUUGGGAUGUCACCCCAGUAGCAGCAAUGCCAACCAACGUCAUGAUUUGUCCUCGACGAAUUCUCCCGACACACAGAUGGAUCAAGUAGGUUGCAACAGCAAAACGCUCGAAAUGAGAGAAACGCUGCUUGAACAGUCCGCAAAACUAGAUGCCAUGUCUCGACGACUUACUUCUAUGGAAAAUCUUAUCCUUCAAUCCAGCCGACCCGAAACAUCGCAGCCUGCCUUGAGCUACACUGAUAUGGAGCUGCUCCAUCAUUUCUUCUCCAUGACCGUACCUACAGUAGCGAUGGACGACCAAGCAUAUGAGUUCUGGAGCAUUCGCUUGCCAGAAAUUGGGUUUGCACAUCCACACGUGUUGCACCUGAUGCUCGCAUUUGCUGCGCUGCACAAAGCUCGACUUUAUCCGUACCAACGCGACAGCCUAGUUAUCCAAUCUCAACGGCAUUACAAUUUGGGGGUCAGAGGAUCUACUGAAAUGCUCAAGGACAUCAACGAUGACAACUAUGAGUUUGUGCACGCAUCGGCUACUCUGAUCGGCCUCAUCAACCUUGCGAUAGGUCCUCGGCCAGGGGAAUACAUCGCGUUCAGCGAAUGCAACGAUAUCAGCUUCUUAAGCUUACUGCGAGGGGUGCGGGCUAUUAGGAGCCACAAAGAACAUUUGUCGACAGCGGAUAGUGUGUCCUCUGGGUCGUUCAACCCAAUGACUCCACAAACACCAUCCGCGGAGGCUCAGUUACUGUACGAUUGUAAAGUUCAUUUACGUCACAUCCGUCGGCUUAUUCGAGAAAUACCUGACCUAAAGCUUCAAAGCUCGUACCUCGUAGCUUUAGAGGAUCUGGAACAAUUCUUCCUCCGGGCGCAUGGUGCUUCCCCUGAAGCACCUAAUGCCUUAGUACAAAUCGACACAGCCCAUCGCGCAACCCCUUUAGGCUGGCUUUACCGAAUUUCAGACGAUUUUCUAUCGCAAAUACAGAUAAAGCACCCUCUGGCUUUAGCAAUGCUCUAUUUAUUCUGUGUAGUUUUGAAAGAAUUGGAACUAGGGUGGCCCGCAGAGGGUUGGGCAGAGCACAUAAUGUCUGGCAUCUGGGAAUCUAUAAGGAUGGAAGACAGGCAUUUGAUCCGAUGGCCGAUGAACAGAAUGAAAUGGGAACCAGUGGAGAGACAAUGA
Molecule: messenger RNA, 1374 nt
Organism: Colletotrichum truncatum
Lineage: Eukaryota; Fungi; Ascomycota; Sordariomycetes; Glomerellales; Glomerellaceae
Product: C6 finger domain protein
Biological process (GO): regulation of transcription by RNA polymerase II
Molecular function (GO): zinc ion binding; DNA-binding transcription factor activity, RNA polymerase II-specific
Source: RefSeq, a predicted model, not a curated record